Molecule: messenger RNA, 732 nt
Organism: Cololabis saira (Pacific saury)
Lineage: Eukaryota; Metazoa; Chordata; Actinopteri; Beloniformes; Belonidae
Product: histone H3-like centromeric protein A
Exons: 5
Coding region: 112-555 (147 amino acids)
Cellular component (GO): nucleosome
Molecular function (GO): structural constituent of chromatin; DNA binding; protein heterodimerization activity
Source: RefSeq, a predicted model, not a curated record
GCGACGUUUGAAUAUCAGCCUGUUGUAGUUAAAGACGCUGGUCGUACUAAAAGAGCUGAAACGACAUUCAAAUUGGUCAUAUCUUUCACAGCACUCUUCAUCUCAGACACCAUGCGUCCUACUCCUGAUACAUCUGCCCACCGUCGGAAGGGCACAACCCCUCGCCGUCGUGUUUCGGGGCCGUCUACGUCCACUUCUACACCCAAGUCCCCUAAGAAAAGGGCUCCAGAGAGGCCUCUUGCAUCUCCAAAAAAGAGAAGGUUCAGACCAGGAACCAGGGCCUUGAUGGAGAUCCGUAAAUACCAGAAGAGCACCGAUCUCCUGAUCCACAAAAAACCCUUCUCCCGCCUGGUCCGGGAAAUUUGCCAACAACUUUCCAGGGAACAACUGCGAUGGCAGGUCUAUGCUCUUAUGGCCCUGCAGGAGGCUGCAGAGGCCUUCAUGGUUUUGCUGUUUUCAGACGCCAACCUGUGUGCCAUCCAUGCGAAAAGGGUCACCCUCUUUCCACGGGACAUUCAACUGGCCAGAAGGAUUCGGGGAGUGGAUAAUUUGUAAAAACCGUUCCUGAAGGACAAAGAUUCGUUACAUAAUCUUUAUUCCAUGAAACAGUUUGUGUACAUAUUGUUGUAAGUGAACUUAUUUUGUUUUUGUUUUAAUUGUAUUUAAUUGUUCCGUUACAUGUAUGCUACAUUUGUAUAUUUUACUUUGCACAGAAUUUCUCAAAGUUCAUAA